Camelus dromedarius (Arabian camel) is the source of this 1056-nucleotide messenger RNA. It is a transcript of the gene LDLRAD2, whose product is annotated as low density lipoprotein receptor class A domain containing 2. Gene Ontology annotation, molecular function: protein binding. Lineage: Eukaryota; Metazoa; Chordata; Mammalia; Artiodactyla; Camelidae. The record is from RefSeq and is a predicted model, not a curated record. The transcript has 5 exons. Bases 1 to 1056 code for a protein of 351 amino acids.
AUGGAAGCCUGUCCUCUACUGUUGCCCCAAAGGCUGCUCCUGCUCGGGGCAGCCGGCCUGAUGGCCUCUGCUCUGCACACAGCCGACCUGGUGGACCUGUGCGGCCAGACGUGGCAGGGGGACGGGCUGCUGCUGCGCUCGCACCCCGCGUCGCGCCGCUUCUACUUCGUGGCCCCGGACACUGACUGCGGGCUCUGGCUGCGCGCGGCGGCCCCCGGCGACAGGAUCCGCUUCCAGUUCCGCUUCUUCCUGGUCUACAGCCUGACCCCGGCGGCGCCCAACGCCUCCUCCGCGGGGCAGGCCGAUCCUUGCGCCUUCGGGUCCUACCUGCAGUUCUACGAGGGCCCGCCGGGGGCGCCCCGGCCCCUCGGGGCCCCGCUCUGCGGCCUGACCAUCCCGGCUCCGGUGGCGUCCUCUGGGGACUUUCUGGGUCUGCGUCUGGUCACCCGAGGCCGCCAGCCCCGCGUGGACUUCGUGGGCGAAGUCACCUCUUUCCGGUUAGGAUCCUGUGGUGCCUACUUCCCGUGUCGGAAUGGCAGGUGCAUCCCCCAGAGCCUGGUGUGUGAUCGCUGGGGCAUGGACAACUGUGGUGACGGCAGUGACCAGGCUUCCAGGCCACCAGCUGACUGCACAGGUCCCUCUCCGGUGCCCAGCCAGGCAGGGAGGAUGGCCGAUGGUACCUCCCAGCCCCUGACUCUUUCCCCAGCUCUUGGGUCUCCAGGCCCCCUGGGGAUUGCAGCUGGGAGGAGUCCUCCAGCAGGCAGCGACCCUGCAGGACAGGAUGCAGCUCCAGAAGGUAGAUGGCUCCUGGUUACCACCUGCGCCCGCCCCCGGCUGCAGGGGGUGGCGCUGGCCUCCUCGCUGCUCCUAGCCUCUGCCGGCCUCCUCAUCGGCCUCCUCUGGUGCUGUUGCUCCUCCAGCUGGCUGGCCCGGCGGGCUGGUGCCCAAGGCCUGUGCCCCAGCUGCACCAUCUGUUACCCAUGUCCUGGCCAGGUGGCCCCUGGGGGGCUGCGGCUGAGUGAGCCAGCUUUCCAGGGUCAGGGAGGACAUCCCUAG